Molecule: messenger RNA, 4861 nt
Organism: Perca fluviatilis (European perch)
Lineage: Eukaryota; Metazoa; Chordata; Actinopteri; Perciformes; Percidae
Exons: 9
Coding region: 27-4478 (1483 amino acids)
Biological process (GO): regulation of transcription by RNA polymerase II
Cellular component (GO): nucleus
Molecular function (GO): DNA-binding transcription factor activity, RNA polymerase II-specific; RNA polymerase II cis-regulatory region sequence-specific DNA binding
Source: RefSeq, a predicted model, not a curated record
AUUCUUUCAGCUGGAACUAAGCAACAAUGUCUUCAGUUGAGUGUUUGAGAGAGUUUGUCACCGAGCGACUAACUGCUGCUGCUGAAGAAAUAUUCCGAGUUGUUGAAAAAACUAUCGUCGAGUACGAGGAAGAGAUCGCUCGGCAGCGCAGACUGUUGGAUGGCGUUUGGAGACCAGAAAUCAGGUUACACAGGAUAGAGCUCCCACAGCAACAUGUCUGUAAGGAGGAGGAGGUUCUCUCUGACCAGCAGCUCUGUAUUCAGGAGAGGAACUCCAGUCUGGACCGAGAGGACCCAGAGCCUCCACAGAUUAAAGAGGAACAGGAGGAAUUGUGCAUCAGUCAAGAGGGAGAGCAGCUUGUACUGAAGCAGGAGACUGAUACCUUUAUGUUGACUCCUACUUAUGAGGAAAGGGACCACAGUGAAGGUCAGACUCUGAACUUCAAUCCUGAUGAUGACACUCUAAGUGCAGCAGAGAAAGAGUCUGUAGCCAACAUGCCAGUUAUAACCUCUGUGGAAUCAGAAGUAAACAGUGACCACCAGCUCCUCUCUCACAACUCUCAUGAAGCUGAGAGCCAAGAUCAGAAAGGAGGCAAGCAUGGAGACUCAGGAUCAACUAGAAAUGCAGAGCCAGAACCAAAGAAGAGACGACGCAAGAGCAGAAGUCACCGCAACAGCGUAGACAAGACUAACGUGUCAGAGAUUCACCCUAAAACUCAAACAGAGCUCCCACAGCAACAUGUCUGUAAGGAGGAGGAGGUUCUCUCUGACCAGCAGCUCUGUAUUCAGGAGAGGAACUCCAGUCUGGACCAAGAGGACCCAGAGCCUCCACCGAUUAAAGAGGACCAGGAGGAACUGUGCAUCAGUCAAGAGGGAGAGCAGCUUGUACUGAAGCAGGAGACUAAUACCUUUAUGUUGACUCCUACUUAUGAGGACAGGGACCACAGUGAAGGUCAGGCUCUGAUCUUCAAUCCUGACGAUGACGCUCUCAUUGCAGCAGAGAAAGAGUCUGUAGCCAACAUGCCAGUUCUAACCUCUGUGGAAUCAGAAGCAAACAGUGACCACCAGCUCCCCUCUCACAACUAUCAUGAAGCUGAGAGCCAAGAUCAGAAAGGAGGCAAGCAUGGAGACUCAGGACCAACUAGAAAUGCAGAGCCAGAACCAAAGAAGAGACAACGCAAGAGCAGAAAUCUCAGCAACAACGUAGACAACACUAACGUGUCAGAGAUUCACCCUAAUACUCAAACAGAGCUCCCACAGCAACAUGUCUGUAAGGAGGAGGAGGUCCUCUCUGACCAGCAGCUCAACAUGCCAGUUAUAACCUCUGUUGUAUCAGAAGCAAACAGUGACCACCAGCUCCUCGCUCCCAACUCUCAUGAAGCUGAGAGCCAAGAUCAGAAAGGAGGCAAGUAUGGAGACUCAGGACCAACUAGAAAUGCAGAGCCAGAAACAAAGAAGAGACGACGCAAGAGCAGAAGUCACAGCAACAACGUAGACAACACUAACGUGUCAGAGAUUCACCCUAAUACUCAAACAGAGCUCCCACAGCAACAUGUCUGUAAGGAGGAGGAGGUUCUCUCUGACCAGCAGCUCAACAUGCCAGUUCUAACCUCUGUGGUAUCAGAAGCAAACAGUGACCACCAGCUCCUCUCUCACAACUCUCUUGAAGCUGAGAGCCAAGAUCAGAAAGGAGGCAAGCAUGGAGACUCAGGAUCAACUAGAAAUGCAGAGCCAGAACCAAAAAAGGGACGACGCAAGAGAAGAAGUCACAGCAACAACGUAGACAACACUAACGUGUCAGAGAUUCACCCUAAUACUCAAACAGAGCUCCCACAGCAACAUGUUUGUAAGGAGGAGGAGGUUCUAUCUGACCAGCAGCUCUGUAUUCAGGAGAGGAACUCCAGUCUGGACCAAGAGGACCCAGAGUCUCCACAGAUUAAAGAGGACCAGGAGGAACUGUGCACCAGUAAGGAGGGAGAGCAGCUUGUACUGAAGCAGGAGACUGAUACCUUUAUGUUGACUCCUACUUAUGAGGAAAGGGACCACAGUGAAGGUCAGACUCUGAACUUCAAUCCUGAUGAUGACACUCUAAGUGCAGCAGAGAAAGAGUCUGUAGCCAACAUGCCAGUUAUAACCUCUGUGGAAUCAGAAGCAAACAGUGACCACCAGCUCCUCUCUCCCAACUCUCAUGAAACUGAAAGCCAAGAUCAGAAAGGAGGCAAGCAUGGAGACUCAGGAUCAACUAGAAAUGCAGAGCCAGAACCAAAGAAGAGACGACGCAAGAGAAGAAGUCACAGUAACAAUGUAGUAAACACUAACGUGUCAGAGAUUCACCCUAAUACUCAAACAGAGCUCCCACAGCAACAUGUCUGUAAGGAGGAGGAGGUUCUCUCUGACCAGCAGCUCUGUAUUCAGGAGAGGAACUCCAGUCUGGACCAAGAGGACCCAGAGCCUCCACAGAUUAAAGAGGACCAGGAGGAACUGUGCAUCAGUCAGGAGGGAGAGCAGCUUGUACUGAAGCAGGAGACUGAUACCUUUAUGUUGACUCCUACUUAUGAGGAAAGGGACCACAGUGAAGGUCAGACUCUGAACUUGAAUCCUCAUGAUGACACUCUAAGUGCAGCAGAGAAAGAGUCUGUAGCCAACAUGCCAGUUAUAACCUCUGUGGUGUCAGAAGCAAACAGUGACCACCAGCUCCUCUCUCACAACUGUCAUCAAGCUGAGAGCCAAGAUCAGAAAGGAGGCAAGCAUGGAGACUCGGGAUCAACUAGAAAUGCAGAGCCAGAACCAAAGAAGAAACGACGCAAGAGCAGAAGUCACAGCAACAUCGUAGACAACACUAACGUGUCAGAGAUUCACCCUAAAACUCAAACAGAGCUCCCACAGCAACAUGUCUGUAAGGAGGAGGAGGUUCUCUCUGACCAGCAGCUCAACAUGCCAGUUAUAACCUCCGUGGUAUCAGAAGCAAACAGUGACCACCAGCUCCUCUCUCCCAACUCCCAUGAAGCUGAGAGCCAAGAUCAGAAAGGAGGCAAGCAUGGAGACUCAGGAUCAACUAGAUGUAGUCGUAACUUGUUGGUCCAUGUGAGAAGAAUCCACACAGAACUCCCACAACAACAUGGCUGUAAGGAGGAGGAGGUUCUCUCUGACCAGCAGCUCUGUAUUCAGGAGAGGAACUCCAGUCUGGACCAAGAGGACCCAGAGCCUCCACAGAUUAAAGAGGACCAGGAGGAACUGUGCACCAGUCAGGAGGGAGAGCAGCUUGUACUGAAGCAGGAGACUGAUACCUUUAUGUUGACUCCUACUUAUGAGGAAAGGGACCACAGUGAAGGUCAGACUCUGAACUUCAAUCCUGAUGAUGACACUCUAAGUGCAGCAGAGAAAGAGUCUGUAGCCAACAUGCCAGUUCUAACCUCUGUGGAAUCAGAAGUAAACAGUGACCACCAGCUCCUCUCUCACAACUCUCAUGAAGCUGAGAGCCAAGAUCAGAAAGGAGGCAAGCAUGGAGACUCAGGAUCAACUAGAAAUGCAGAGCCAGAACCAAAGAAGAGACGACGCAAGAGCAGAAGUCACAGCAACAACGUAGACAAAACUAACGUGUCAGAGAUUCAUCCUAAUACUCAAACAGGUAAAAAGUCUUUCAUAUGUGAGACAUGUGGGAAAGACUUUAAGUAUAAUUCAGCAUUGCAGACACACCUGAGAAUCCACACAGGUGAGAAGCCUUAUUCUUGCAAAUCAUGUGGAAAAGAUUUCAGACUUAAGGAUGUUUUUAAUGUCCACAUGAGAACUCACACAGGAGAGAAGCCGUAUGUUUGCAAGACUUGUGGGAAAAGAUUCUGUGUCACUACAACAUUUAAAAGGCAUAUGAGAAUUCACACAGGUGAGAAACCAUAUCCUUGCAAAACAUGUGGAAAAGAGUUUCGGCAAAAUAGUUACCUGUUGAUCCACAUCAGAAGAGCCCACACAGGUGAGAAGCCCUACGUUUGCAAGACCUGCAGUAAAAGAUUCUGUGAUCCUUCAGACUUAUUAAGGCAUAUGAGAAUUCACACAGGUGAGAAGCCAUAUUCUUGCAAAACAUGUGGAAAAGAUUUCAGAUUUAAUGGUGCUUUUAACGUCCACAUGAGAACUCACACAAGAGAGAAGCUGUACGUUUGCAAGACCUGCGGUAAAAGAUACCGUGACGACUCAGCAUUACAAAGGCAUAUGAGAAUACACACAGGCGAGAAGCCAUAUUCUUGUAAAACAUGUGGUAAAGAUUUCAGACGUAAGGAUGUUUUGAACAUCCAUUUGAGAAUCCACACAGGUGAGAAGCCGUAUUCUUGUAAAACAUGUGAAAAAGGGUUUAGGCGUAGUAGUACCUUGUUGGUCCACAUGAGAAGAGCCCACACAGGUGAGAUGCUGUACAUUUGCAAGACUUGCGGUAAAAGAUUCUUUGACGCUUCAGGUUUAAUGAAGCAUAUGAGAACACACAGAGGAUAGAAUCUAAUCUAAUCUUGAUCCUUUGAAUUUUGAUUAUAAAGUUCUAGUGGUUCAUGGUCAAAACUGACAAGAACCCUCAGAAGUGAGGAGCAACAUUUUUGCAGCAAUUGUGGGAAAAGUGACCUGAGGAUCAACAUAGACAGGAGAAACCAUCCAGCUGAAACUCUCGUAGAGACCUGUUGAACUGAAUGAAAUACUUUUACAGUAGUUACAUCUCUGAUACUGAAUGUUAAAUAUUUUGUUAAAUGAAGAUGAGAUGUCAUUUUAUAGGGUAAAGUUUCCCUUUGUAUGACUGGUUUAUUCAUAUUUCUGUUUGCCUUUUUUAUACCCUGCCUUUUUCUACUGACCAGAUUCUGACCAAAUGUUUUGCAUUUUUUUUUAAU